Messenger RNA from Oncorhynchus nerka (sockeye salmon), 6456 nucleotides. RefSeq lists its product as uncharacterized. The record is from RefSeq and is a predicted model, not a curated record. Bases 3735 to 4664 code for a protein of 309 amino acids. NCBI's taxonomy places the organism in Eukaryota, Metazoa, Chordata, Actinopteri, Salmoniformes, Salmonidae. The transcript has 4 exons.
GUCCUGAGGAACCACUGGGAGUCUGUUCUGGGGAACCACUGGGAGUCUGUUCUGGGGACCACUGGGAGUCUGUCCCGAGGAACCACUGGGAGUCUGUCCUGAGGAACCACUGGGAGUCUGGACUGAGGAACCACUGGGAGUCUGGACUGUAUCAUGUUAUCUCCUCUCUCAUACUGACUCUAGUCUGUUCUGAGGAACCACUGGGAGUCUGUCCUGAGGAACCACUGGGACACUGUCCUGGGGAACCCCUGGGAGUCUGUUCUGAGGAACCACUGGGACACUGUCCUGGGGAACCACUGGGAGUCUGUCCUGAGGAACCACUGGGAGUCUGUCCUGGGGAACCACUGGGACACUGUCCUCGGGAACCACUGGGAGUCUGUCCUGGGGAACCACUGGGAGUCUGUCCUGAGGAACCACUGGUAGUCUGUCCUGAGGAACCACUGGGAGUCUGGACUGAGGAACCACUGGGAGUCUGUCCUGAGGAACCUAUGGGAGUCUGGACUGAGGAACCACUGGGAGUCUGGACUGGGGAACCACUGGGAGUCUGUCCUGAGGAACCUCUGGGAGUCUGUCCUGGGGAACCACUGGGAGUCUGUCCUGGGGAACCACUGGGAGUCUGGACUGAGGAACCACUGGGAGUCUGUCCUGGGGAACCACUGGGAGUCUGUCCUGGGGAACCACUGGGAGUCUGUCCUUGGGGAACCACUGGGAGUCUGUCCUUGGGGAACCACUGGGAGUCUGGACUGGGGAACCACUGGGAGUCUGUCCUGAGGAACCUCUGGGACACUGUCCUGGGGAACCACUGGGAGUCUGUCCUGAGGAACCACUGGGAGUCUGGACUGAGGAACCACAGGGAGUCUGUCCCGAGGAACCUCCGGGACACUGUCCUGGGGAACCACUGGGAGUCUGUCCUGAGGAACCAUCUCCUCUCUCAUUCUGACUCUAGUCUGUCCUGAGGAACCACCGGGAGUCUGUCCUGAGGAACCAUCUCCUCUCUCAUUCUGUCUCUAGUCUGUCCUGAGGAACCACUGGGAGUCUGGACUGGGGAACCACUGGGAGUCUGUCCUGAGGAACCAUCUCCUCUCUCAUUCUGUCUCUAGUCUGUCCUGAGGAACCACUGGGAGUCUGUCCUGAGGAACCAUCUCCUCUCUCAUUCUGUCUCUAGUCUGUCCUGAGGAACCACUGGGAGUCUGUCCUGAGGAACCAUCUCCUCUCUCAUUCUGUCUCUAGUCUGUCCUGAGGAACCACUGGGAGUCUGUCCUGAGGAACCAUCUCCUCUCUCAUUCUGUCUCUAGUCUGUCCUGAGGAACCACUGGGAGUCUGUCCUGAGGAACCAUCUCCUCUCUCAUUCUGACUCUAGUCUGUCCUGAGGAACCACUGGGAGGCUGGGCUGAGUUGUUAUCUCCUCUCUCAUACUACACAGAAUUGAGCACACUUGAAUAAUGCAACAUGUAGAAAUUUUGCAAUAGUUAAUUUCUGUUCACCAGAAGACUUUACAAUGCAAGAACAGAAGAUACAGAAGAUAAGCUUCCAGCUUCCUAGGCUAACUUUCCUUGCUAGCUUCCAGCUUCCUAGGCUAACUUUCCUUGCUAGCUUCCAGCUUCCUAGGCUAACUUUCCUUGCUAGCUUCCAGCUUCCUAGGCUAACUUUCCUUGCUAGCUUCCAGCUUCCUAGGCUAACUUUCCUUGCUAGCUUGCAGCUGAAGCUAACAUCAAUUCACUACCCUAGUACUUUGUUUGUAAUAAUAUGCAGAACCAUAACGCAAAGUAUGCUGAUUUCAAAGUUGCUGAUUGUCACUUAAAAACUAUAGUCGUUGCCCAAUUAUUUUUUUAAUUCAUUCACUACCUCGCCCUUGCCUCAGUCACAUCUCUCCUCUCUUUCUCGCUGUGUGCAUUACAUCAUUGGGUAUUAAAGAGACAGCGCACACUUUUAUUUAAAAAAAAAGUUGUUGAUCAGUAACAGAAAAAUAAGUCCCCGUAUGGAAAGUCUCAUCUGUAGCACCAUGAAAUGAGCCCACACAAGCUCAAUAACUCAAUGCAUCCACACACUCCUACUGAAUAGGGAUUCACCUGGAUUUUGAAUAGGCCUAGGCUACACCUUUUGUUUAUCAAUAGAUCAAGAUUUACCAUCCAAAUAAAUUAGGACCAUAAUAUUAUGUAGUCAAAUUGAUUGUAUAAUUGAUUCAUUAAUCCAUACAUGGCUGUCUCUCUGGGAAAAAUUGUCAUCAAACAUUUAAAAUGUAUUGAACUCAAAAGAUCUGUCUGGAUCAAGUGCCAUUCUAUGACUUUGGCUAAUUCACCUUCUCCUUUUCCCGUGGUAUCGUUUUAGUAUUGAGUAUUGUGAUGGCACCGUGGUUCUUCCUGUAAAAGUUGCGUCAUACUGCAGCACACCUUUUAAGGCUGCCGCAGAAUUCUAUGGCACGGUAUUUAAUUGUCAGCCAUUGUUACCAUUAAUGCUAGUUAGUGCUAGUUUGACCACUAGAGGGCAUCUUUGAGAAGCAUUUGACAAGCCUUCAAUAGUGGUUGUACUAGAGAAUUGAAAACCUUUUUUUUUGUAAGAACAUAGUAUAUGGGAUUGAUUUUAAGAAAUGUAGCUUAAUUAUUUUGAUUAAUAUUAUAGUGUUUCUAUUCCAAGAAAAACAAAACCCUCAGAGUUUCCGUUAGGAAAAUAUGGCGCUGUACAACGUAAUGGUCGGGAGUAGGCUACAGUGCUAAGAGCAUAACAUUUCCACACCAUAAUUGUAGUCUAACCAACACUCAAACGGAGAUUCAGUGAAAAUAAAAAUCUCAUUGAUUUAUCAAGACCAGUCCCCAUGCUUGUCUCAGAGCAGUGUGAAACGAUGCUGAAAUAGUUGACCACUUCAAUAUGCUCUUUAAAUAAAUAAGACCUACACCACUUUUAACAGCACAUUACUCAACACUAGUGAGACGCAUGUCGCCUAAGGUAGUCCUACUUUUAUAUAAUUUUAUAUAAUUCUAAUUCUAAAUUAAUUAAUGAUAAUAAUAAUAAUCGCUUUGUUUAAAAAAAAUAACCCUAUUUUGGAGAUUAUUUUGAUUUAAAAUAACCUAGAGUGAGUGAGAAAAAGGCCAUUCUUCAACAUGGACUGGGACAUUAUUACUAAUUUGUAAAUAAAGGCAGUUUGUUAUUUAGAAUGAUUUCUUUCUGUUUUUAGAGGGAGAGAAACCAAAAGCCCACCGUCGCCUCGUGGGUCUCCCGGUCGCGGCUGGCACGGGUAUCAGACCAGCAUCUGUAGCAAUGCAGUUUGCAUUGUAUUAUACUGUGAUACUAAUCCUGGUAUCGUGACAACACUAGUAUAGAGGUUACCAAUGCCCAAAUGCCUGAAGUAUUAUCUGAAUGCCUGUAUUUGUAUCUGAAUGCCUGUAUUUGUAUCUGAAUGCCAGUAUUUGUAUCUGAAUGCCUGUAUUUGUAUCUGAAUGCCUGUAUUUGUAUCUGAAUGCCUGUAUUUGUAUCUGAAUGCCUGUAUUUGUAUCUGAAUGCCUGUAUUUGUAUCUGAAUGCCUGAAGUUUUAUCUGAAUGCCUGUAUUUGUAUCUGAAUGCCUGUAUUUGUAUCUGAAUGCCUGUAUUUGUAUCUGAAUGCCUGUAUUUGUAUCUGAAUGCCUGUAUUUGUAUCUGAAUGCCUGUAUUUGUAUCUGAAUGCCUGUAUUUGUAUCUGAAUGCCUGUAUUUGUAUCUGAAUGCCAGUAUUUGUAUCUGAAUGCCAGUAUUUGUAUCUGAAUGCCUGUAUUUGUAUCUGAAUGCCUGUAUUUGUAUGUUAUUAACUAUUCUGUCAUUGUGUUGCAGAGGAAGCCUGUUAAAAGGAGGCCUCCUCCGUGCUUCCUGCAGCUUCACGACGUGAAACAUGACCACGGGGAACUGGAGAAACCCAGCAUCGUCUCUCCACACCCCCCCAAAUCCAAGAUGAAGACCUCCAAGAGUUCCCCCCUCAUCGAGAAGCUGCAGGCAAACCUAACCCUGUCGCCCACCUCUCUGCUACCCUCGCCCAAGAGUCCCGAGGUGAAGCUGGCGCCGACGCCCAUCUCCCCUGCAACCCAUUGCUUCUUUCCCACAAGCCCCUGCAGCCCGACCCUGAGGCCUCAGCUGUCCAGUGAGGAGGAGGAGCCGGUAUGCUUUGAGAGCCCGGCGGAGGGGACCCCAUUACUCAGCUUCAACAAGAGUCGAGUUCGGCUGUCCUUCAAGAGGCGUCCGCCCACACGGCAGCACCGGCAGUCGUGUGUCGAGGAGGGCGUAGUCUCCGAGGGAGGGGUUGUGUCCCAAGGUAACCAAGACGUCCCCCAGGUGAACGGGGCCGAGGACCAGGUGUUUGAGCAGACAGAGGAGGGCGGGGAGAGGGGCGAGGAGACCCAGGGAAGCCCCCCGUCUCACCCAGACACUCUGACAGAGACUGGAGACAAUGACAGGGACAGAGAACAGGCCAAAGAGGACAACGUUCUGGAGGAGGAGACAGGAGAGGCAGCCCCAGCCACCCAGGAUAGGAAGAAGGAAGCUGGGGAACAGGCGCUAGGUGAGCCCCAGGCUUCAGAUUCUCUGGAGGCCAUAGAGGAGGAAGAAGGGUCUUGUUGCUCUUAUGGAACAAAAGGAGACAACAAGCAAACAGACGAACAGGAGGAUUCAGCUCAGCCUCGGGAGAGGGAUGAAAACCUCUGAACAAUGUUCACAAAUCACUGUUGAAGAAAUCAUACAAUCAGUCACUGGGUGAGUCCCACGUGGCACCCUACUGCUUAAUAGUGCACUACUUUUGACCAGAGACCUGGUUAAAAGUAGUGCACAAAAAAGGAAUAGGGGUGUCAUUUGGGAUGCAUCCUCAUUAAUUUUGAAACUAGCUUGUCUUCUAAGAACCCUCGUUGGACAUUCUGUAUCCUGCAUAAUCUUGGUUCCCAGAACUAAAUCUUUCCUUGCUUCACCUGUCACAUUGAAUUGUGUCUGUUAGCAGUGUAUAGACAAUCCUCUGCAUAGCUUUGUGUUCUAUCAGAUACUGUUGGAGGUGAUACUUUCUUGUUUCUGCAGCAGUUUGAAGUAAUAAUUAUCUUUAUAGUAUUUGGCCCAGGUGUCUCACCUCUCCUGGUCACCUCUCCUGGUCACCUCUCACCUCUCCUGGUCACCUCUCACCUCUCCUGGUCACCUCUCAUCUCUCCUGGUCACCUCUCAUCUCUCCUGGUCACCUCUCACCUCUCCUGGUCACCUCUCCUGGUCAGCUCUCCUGGUCACCUCUCACCUCUCCUGGUCACCUCUCACCUCUCCUGGUCACCUCUCACCUCUGCUGGUCACCUCUCACCUCUCCUGGUCACCUCUCCUGGUCAGCUCUCCUGGUCAGCUCUCACCUCUCCUGGUCACCUCUCACCUCUCCUGGUCACCUCUCACCUCUCCUGGUUACCUCUCAUCUCUCCUGGUUACCUCUCAUCUCUCCUGGUUUCCUCUCACCUCUCCUGGUCACCUCUCACCUCUCCUGGUCACCUCUCAUCUCUCCUGGUCACCUCUCCUGGUCACCUCUCCUGGUCAGCUCUCCUGGUCAGCUCUCACCUCUCCUGGUCACCUCUCACCUCUCCUGGUCACCUCUCACCUCUCCUGGUCACCUCUCAUCUCUCCUGGUCACCUCUCCUGGUCACCUCUCCUGGUCACCUCUCCUGGUCACCUCUCCUGGUCAACUCUCACCUCUCCUGGUCACCUCUCACCUCUCCUGGUCACCUCUCACCUCUCCUGGUCACCUCUCACCUCUCCUGGUCACCUCUCAUCUCUCCUGGUCACCUCUCCUGGUCACCUCUCCUGGUCAGCUCUCACCUCUCCUGGUCACCUGUCACCUCUCCUGGUCACCUCUCCUGGUCACCUCUCACCUCUCCUGGUCACCUCUCAUCUCUCCUGGUAACCUCUCACCUCUCCUGGUCACCUGUCACCUCUCCUGGUCACCUCUCCUGGUCACCUCUCCUGGUCACCUCUCCUGGUCACCUCUCACCUCUCCUGGUCACCUCUCACCUCUCCUGGUCACCUGUCACCUCUCCUGGUCACCUCUCACCUCUCCUGGUCACCUGUCACCUCUCCUGGUCACCUCUCCUGGUCACCCAUCUGUCACCUCUCCUGGUCACCUCUCCUGGUCACCUCUCCUGGUCACCUCUCACCUCUCCUGGACACAUCAACCUCAGUGGAGACAGUAAAACAGUACGCGUCACCUAUCUAUCUGAUGCUGCUGUCGGAGCAAAAAGAGUAGGACUUCUUUCGAAGGACAAUUAUGAAACAUUUCAUUUUCUUUUUUCAUUGUUCACCUUUUUGGGGAAGCAUUGCUUCAUUUGGCAUCCAUGAAUACACAGAUGUCUCUUUCCAUGUGCGCAGCCUGCAGGUAGCCUACUCUUUUAAAGUGAUUUGUUUGACAAUCAGAUAGUUGUGUUCAUGCCAUAUUAAAAUGUCAUACUUAAAAAAAUUAAAAAAUGUUUUUUUUUUUAACCUU